AUGUCUUCAAUCUACGCUUACUUAACGAACGGUACUCUGCCCCACGACAAGUCUCAAGCACGGAAGCUACGAUACCGAUCGGCAAGAUAUAAAGUCAUCAAUGAUGUCCUCUACAAGCGCGGCUACACCACUCCGUACCUGAAAUGCAUCACCACUGAGCAGGGGGACUACGUCCUUUGGGAGAUCCAUGGUGGCGUAUGUGGUGACCACUUGGGAUCCUGA
This is a messenger RNA of Prunus armeniaca (apricot), 222 nucleotides long. NCBI's taxonomy places the organism in Eukaryota, Viridiplantae, Streptophyta, Magnoliopsida, Rosales, Rosaceae. The record is from the annotation of a GenBank genome assembly.